Messenger RNA from Mauremys reevesii (Reeves's turtle), 1620 nucleotides. RefSeq names its product butyrophilin subfamily 1 member A1-like. The coding region runs from base 1 to 1437 and encodes 478 amino acids. The transcript is spliced from 7 exons. Gene Ontology annotation, molecular function: protein binding. NCBI's taxonomy places the organism in Eukaryota, Metazoa, Chordata, Testudines, Geoemydidae. The record is from RefSeq and is a predicted model, not a curated record.
AUGAAGAUUUUCUCAUUCUGCCACAGCUCCAGAGCCAGCUCCCUUCUCCCUGGUUUUAUUGUUUUCUUCUUUACUUGUUAUGUUCACAAGACGGAAUCAGCAAAGUUCACAGUGAUUGGACCCCGUGACCCUGUCACUGCCGUCCUGGGUCAGGAAGCUGUGUUACCCUGUCACCUGUCCCCCCGGAUGAGCGCUGCAAACAUGGAGGUGAGAUGGUUCCGAUCUGAGUUUGCAUCCUUUGUGCACCUGUAUCGUGGUGGGAAGGAUCAGUAUGAUGGGCAGAUGCCAGAGUAUUGGAGAAGAACAGAGCUUUUGAAAGACGGACUCACAGAUGGAAAUGUUCCCUUGAGGAUUCCCAAUAUCAGACUUUCUGAUGAAGGACAAUACCACUGCUUUGUUCAAGAAGAUACUUUUUAUGAAGAAACAGUAUUGGAACUGCGAGUAGCAGGUCUGGGCUCUGCUCCUCUCAUCUCUGUUGAGGGUCACAGGGAUGGAGGGAUCUGGGUGGUUUGUCGAUCAGCUGGUUGGUACCCAGAGCCUGAGGUGCUGUGGAAAGAUCUCAAUGGACGACAUUUACCAUCACUCUCUGAAACAAAAUUGAGAGGGGAUAACGACCUGUUUGAAACAGAAACUGCGAUCAUUAUAACAGAACAGUCAAACCAAAACUUGUCCUGUUGCUUCAGGAACACCAUUCUCAAUCAAGAAAAGGAAUCAGCGAUGUACAUAGCAGAUCCAUUUUUCCCGAGGGUGAAUUCCUGGAUGGUGGCUCUGAAUGUGAUCCUGGUGGUUUUGUUUGGUUUCAUUGGCCUCACUGUUUAUCUCUUUAAAAUGAAAGGUAAAUAUCAAAAGGAGAAAUACACUGUAUAUAAAGACAAACGAGAUAACGAAAUAAGGUGGAGAAGAUCUGUGGCACCUAUAGAAGAAGUGAAUGUGACUCUGGAUCCAGACACAGCUCAUCCCAAACUCGUCCUGUCUGAGGAUCGGAAAAGUGUGAAAUGGGGAGGCAUGUGGCAGGAUCAGUCCAACAACCCUGAGAGAUUUGACACUAUGUUCUGUGUGCUGGGCUGUGAGGGAUUCACCUCGGGGAGACAUUGCUGGGAGGUGGAGGUGGGGGAUGCGACAUUUUGGGCUGUGGGGGUGGCCAGAGAGCCUGUGAGGAGGAAAGGAUGGAUCAGCCGUAGCCCUGAGGGGGGGAUCUGGGCUGUGGAGUGGUGGUGGGGUCAGUUCCGGGCUCUCACCAACCCUGUGACCCUCCUGCCCCUGAGCCGGGUCCCCAAAAGGAUCCGGGUUUGUCUGGACUGUGAACUGGGUCAGGUGACAUUUAUCGAUUCUGGUGAUGACACCCAGAUCUUCACUUUCCCACCGGGCUCCAUCCCUGGGAAGAGAAUCCGACCCUGGCUCUGGGUCUUGGGACCCCAGCUCAGACUGUGUCCAUGAUCCUGGGAACCCUGAAAUUAGCAUCUCUAGCCUCACACACCCCAGUCUCUAUGACUCUGGAGGACUCCCAUCUAUCCAGCCUCUGGCUCCUCAUCUCUAUGACCCCUGGAAGCUCCUUCCCCUCCCUGCAUCCCCAGGGAUGGGAUGGGGAGGGUGAAGAACCCCUGGGGCUGCAGGAGGAGC